UUCAAGCGGACCAAUAUUCACUAACCCAUUCCUGUUACGCCCGUAUCGCGAAUAAACAAAUGAUGGAAACAGAGGUAACUUUCAUCCAAACAGACCCAGCCUUUAAUGUCGUCCUUUUGGCUAUCAAAGAGCUACAAGACGGAGAAAGAUUAUCAGUGAGGCACUGUCAAAGAGCCCGCAUAAUUGACAUCGAAAGUAACGAUGAAGAAGAGGGUCGGAGAUUGUCAUUUGGUGCUUUAAGACCGAAUAUGGCCAACUCAAAAUUUGGUGAAACGGCAUCAGCUAUCGUCCGCAUGUGCAUGCUGGAAGCGGUUGGUAUUCAGCAAAAUUUCUGGCCGCAUAUCGGUGAACACUCGGAUCGUAGGAACAGGGGGAAGCUGGAAAGAAAGGUAAUAAGGAAACCGCUUUACCGUCUCGCAAACGCCAAGGAAACAGCAAGAAACUAUUGGGGUCGAUAUGACCAACUGUAUCCCCAUUACAGGAUAGAAAACAAAGUUCGUGGGUUAAACAUCGAUGAAGAAGGUAGUAUGCCAAGUAUGAUGCUCAUACUCGGCGAACAUUUCACUUCGGUAACUGAAAUUACUACUACGUUCAAAGCUACGCCGAGAGGAAACCAAAUGUUUAAUAGUUACGUACACGUCACUUGCAUCGUACGUGAUAUUUCAAAUGGCAAAGACGGACCACAUACCAAGCGCUUGAAAGCGUUCAUGCAGCCCCUAAAUAUUGGAGAACAAUAUUUCGAAAAGGUUCGGAAUAUACAGAACGUGGAGGACGCGGAAAAUUUGAGAAGUCCACUGGAAAUCGAGUUUAGUGAGGGCGACAAAGAAGACGACAAGGAAGAGCACGUGGAAGAGAACGAGGAAGAUUGCAAUUGGGGCUUUGCUCUGCUCGUCUCUCAUGUCAAGUUAUAUUUAUAUUGUUAUGUAUUUCUCUACUACUAUAUGUUAUUUUAUGUAUAUAAUUUCAUAUUUAUAUAAUGUAUAUAACUUUAUAUAUUUUUCUUAUAUUAUAUGCUACUUUAUGUAUAUAACUUCUUGUGACAAACCGCAAUAAACUAAACUGAGAGAACGAGGAAGGGAACGAGGAAGAGAACGAGGAAGAAAGCGAGGAAGAAAGCGAGAAAGAGAACGAGGAAGAGAACGAGGAAGAGCACGUGGAAGAGAACGAGGAAGACGACGAGGAAGAUUAAGUUGUAUAGAACGAGGAAGAGAACGAGGAAGAGCAUGUGGUAGAGAACGAGGAAGAGCACGAGAAAGACAAUGAGGAAACUUGAUCAAAGUGAUGUUUAUCUUCGACUAGCCUCAUUUACAUGUAACUAGAUAAGGGAUUGUGAAUAAAUUAAGACGCUUGAUCAACAUGGCUCGCGUGGUCAUUACAGUUCGAAGCUAAAUAUCAUACAUAAUGUCAGGAGUGGGAUCAUUAAGGUGAAAACGACGUUGAUCAACCACAAGAAAUGGCGACACACACUAUUGCGCCGCCAGCUCCCUUCGAUUUCAAGAAUCCCGGAGAGUGGCCAAAAUGAAUACGGUGCUUCGAGCGAUAUCGCAUAUCGACUGAACUCAACGAUAAGGACGAAGUCCUACAGAUCAUCACUA
Molecule: messenger RNA, 1595 nt
Organism: Stylophora pistillata
Lineage: Eukaryota; Metazoa; Cnidaria; Anthozoa; Scleractinia; Pocilloporidae
Source: RefSeq, a predicted model, not a curated record